AUGCCGUCGGCGCAUUUAACGCUAAAGGAAGAGGACGUGGUGCGACUCGUUCUGGAGUUUCUCCACAACAGGGAUAUGCACAUAUCUCAGCUGAGUCUCGAAAGGGAAACCGGAGUCAUAAACGGAAGUUAUUCCGACGACGUUUUAUUCCUACGUCAGCUCAUACUCGACGGUCAAUGGGACGACGUGUUGGAAUUCAUUCAACCGUUGGAAACUCUUCCAGCGUUCGACAUGAAAAAAUUCAAAUACUACGUUUUGCGGAGAAAAUACGAAGAAUUGCUGUGCAUAAAAUCCGAGGCCACGAUAUUGUCCGGUCUCGGUAACAACGUCGACAACGCCGUCGAAGAAGUUGUUAAAGUUUUGCGGGAAUUGGAAAAAGUCGUGCCGUCGAAAGAAGAAUAUUCUCAUUUGUGUUUGUUGUUGACUUUGCCGAGAUUAAACGAUCAUUUGUCGUAUAAAGACUGGAAUCCGAGUCACGCUCGCGUUCAAUGUUUCUGGGAGAUAUUGCCCAUUGUUGAAAAGUUUUUACCGAACGAUAAGAGAGUGAAUCCCGAAUCCGGAUGCACAUUUUCUAAAAACGAUCGGCUCAUACAAUUAGUUAUAAAAGGGAUUUUGUACGAGAGUUGUGUCAAUUAUUGUCAGUCGAAGGCAACCGAAAUGACGGAUUCCGCAUACGAUCAACUUAAUUUCACGCGGAUAUUAGAUGGAAACGUGGGUUUGGGUGAUUCCGAUUUGAGUUUGAUAUCGUGGUUGCAGUGCGUGCCCCCUGAUACGUUUUCAAUACCUUUCGAACAAAGGACGUUAAACGUGGACGUUGAAAAAUUGGAAAAGCCAACGUUAGAAACUUCGUGGACGGAGCACAUGUUGGUGACUCCGAUCAAACCCAAAAUGUUUCCACAUUCCGCGAUGCCUUUCACGAGACCCAAAAGCGCCGCGGAUGUCAUGUCUCGCUCUUUACUACCCGCUUUCGAAGGUUUGGGCUCGGGCCUCGGUCUCGUUCAAAACGGAAGCCCUCUCCUCAUGGCAUUGUCCACGAGCGAAUUGAAUCCUCACAUGUCGAGGAGUUCGUUUGCUAGUUUUCACUUGACCGGUUUUAAAAGUAAUAAAUUAAUGAACACGAGCGUCGACAGACUUUUCGAAAACAACAACGACGAAGUUUUCCUAAGCACGACGUAUGCGGAUUUUCAACCCGCCACAUCCGUCGUCGAAACGAGCACUCCCAAAGCGAUAAAUAUUCCCUGUAGAAAACAAUCGAAAAGUCCGGAUUCGAAAAAGGGUUCCAACGUGAGCACCACGGCGUCUUCGCCCGAUCCAAAAGGCAGAGACAGUCCAACGUCGAUGGCUAGGUCUUCCAGGAGAGAUUCUUUAGUCGAAAGACAAUAUCCACCUUCCGUUCAACCUCAAAAUCACAUGGUCAACGGUAACGGAUCCGGCGACGCGAACAAUAGUCGAGACGGUGAUCUCAUGAAGGAAUAUCAAAAACAAAAGCAAAAAUUUCAAGAAACGUUAAUUGCAAAAGGAAAACAGAGAGAGGAACUCAUUAGGCAAAUGUCGGAUUCCGGAGGGCAGUUCGAAGAAUGUUUCAAAACUUAG
This is a messenger RNA of Pediculus humanus corporis (human body louse), 1593 nucleotides long. RefSeq lists its product as uncharacterized. The record is from RefSeq and is a predicted model, not a curated record. Lineage: Eukaryota; Metazoa; Arthropoda; Insecta; Psocodea; Pediculidae. The transcript has 2 exons. Bases 1 to 1593 code for a protein of 530 amino acids. Gene Ontology annotation, molecular function: protein binding.